This is a messenger RNA of Knipowitschia caucasica, 450 nucleotides long. The record is from the annotation of a GenBank genome assembly. Lineage: Eukaryota; Metazoa; Chordata; Actinopteri; Gobiiformes; Gobiidae.
AUGCCCACCGCUCAACGUCCCCCUCUGGCUUCUUUGGUCCCUUCCUCCUUCAUAUCGCCAUGGCAUUCUGGGUCCCCACAGCUCCAGAUUACUGCUCAUUACUCCCAUAACGUCUGCAGCUCAGCCCACCGCCGCCUCCCCUCUGCCUGGCACACAAGGUCUACCGCGGUGACGGAAAUGGCGGAGGUGGUGGGAGACGGAAGAGUGGUGUGGGCAGCGAGGAGUGAGUAUGUCCCGCCUGAAGGCUCUGUGUCCAGUCUGACCCUUGACCCCUCUCCCAGCCGUGACGGGCCGAUGCUCCGACAGCCGGCUUCAGAAUUUCAGCUAUGGGCCCGCGGCGGGAACAGCGGAGCACAGAGCGCGGGCUACAUCCGACCAGACAUGAGAGGCCAGGCUAAUAACGCUCACUAUACGGUGCAGGAAUCAGCCUUCAGGGUGCUCUGUCCUUGA